Notodromas monacha is the source of this 2199-nucleotide messenger RNA. The record is from the annotation of a GenBank genome assembly. NCBI's taxonomy places the organism in Eukaryota, Metazoa, Arthropoda, Ostracoda, Podocopida, Cyprididae.
GAAUUAUUGGUCGUUAUGGGCUUACGGGGAAACAGCAGUGAUGUUUUCUCCCGAGUGAUACCGUCUCUGCCUGGAAAGCGAAGUUGUGAUAAGCUUGCCCAUUUGAAGAAAGAUGUACAGGAGAAUCUCAUUUGUCCAAUUCGGCAAUUGUCCGAUGGUCAGAAAUGCCGCGUUGUGUUUGCGUGGUUGUCCUGGCAGGCCCCGCACAUGCUUUUCCUGGACGAACCUACCAAUCACUUAGACAUUGAAACAAUUGACGCACUGGCUGAAGCUAUUGUAGAGUUCGAGGGUGGAAUGGGUGUUUUCGAGAUGAGGUAUGCCCAGCUCGUGAUGGGGCCAGCUGGCAGUGGGAAGUCCACGUAUUGCACGAACGUGCAACGUCAUGCUGAAGACUCGAAACGAUCCAUUCACGUGAUCAAUCUUGACCCGGCUGCGGAACGCUUCGAUUACGUGCCUGCUCUGGACAUACGUGACUUGAUCCAGUUGAGCGACGCCAUGGAAGACGAAGAUCUGAUGUUUGGUCCGAAUGGAGGCCUGGUUUUCUGCAUGGAGUACCUCAUCAACAACAUCAAGUGGCUUGAAGACGAGUUGGGUUCGGGCGAGGAUGACUAUUACCUCCUGGAUUGCCCGGGACAAAUAGAGCUUUUCACCCACAUGAAUGUGAUGCGAACCCUGGUGGAACACUUGGAAGAUUGGAACUUCAGAGUUUGUGGAGUUUUUGUGCUGGACGCGAAUUUCGUCUUGGAAAAUUCUAAAUUCAUAUCAGGGUCUAUGGUCGCUCUCGCCGCAAUGGCAAACUUGGCGAUUCCUCAUGUGAAUAUCAUCACGAAAAUGGAUCUCCUGUCGAAAAGUUCGAAAAAGAGGAUAGAGAGGUAUCUUGUUCCUGAUUCAGAGGAGCUGCUUGGGACGAAUGUUCCAAAGACCCGGUGGGAAGAGAAGCACAUGAAAUUGACUGAAGCAUUGGCCAAUGUCAUAGAAAGCUUCAGUCUUGUUCAUUACAUUCCGCUGGAUAUUUCCGAGGAGGAUAGCAUAAAUGACCUUUUAUUAACCAUAGACAAUUGUAUGCAGUAUGGCGAGGAUCUGGAGCCGAAAGUUCGCGAUUUUGAUCCUCCAGAAGAGGACGAUUAAAGGUUUUUUUAAUGGAUGCUUGAAAUUUUAAAAUUUAUUUCCCGGAAAAUUGAUCAAACAUUGUCAUAGGUUCUGAUGAAUAAUGCUACUGUUUACUGUUUAUCACGUAUUAGGGGUCUGACAAAUGAUCUCGAAAGAUAAAUUGAAACGUCAUACGAUUGAGCUGAGAAGCAAGUUUUGUUCAGAAAAAGGUUUUGCACAAAAAAAAUCAGAUGUCUUUGACAUAUUUUUCAGAAAAUGUUUGCAGAAGUCCCCGUGGCAGGUUUCUGCUCUUCACUCAGCAGACGUGGCGCCCAUCUCGCAGCUUUUUUGUUUACUCCAGCUUUCCCUUCAGAAUUCUUAAAAUUUACAUCAUGAUUUCGUCAAGAGAAGCCAUGUAUGAUGAGAAUGUGGCGGUUGCUAAUGAAAAAGGCGAAACUACCGUGGAAAACUUGAGGCCGUGUGGAUUUCAAGAAUUCUGAAGAAAAAGCUGGGCUACGCAAAAAAGCAAGAUGGACGCAUCCUCUUUUGAUCGAAGAUCAGAAAGCUGUCAAGGAUACUUCUGCAAAAAAGUUCAGCAAAAAUAUGUCAAACAGGCCUGAAUUUUGUUUUUGCCCGAGGAAUGUUUUUUCUAAACAAUAAUUGUUUUUCAACUGAAUUGUAUGCUUUAUCAAUAUCUAUUUCGAGAAAUUUUACUAGACCCCCUCUUAUGCUUGGAUGUUAUUUUAUUUUUGGUUGAAAGCGCUAAUUUCAUGGCGAUUAAGGUGAAGUUAUGUGAUUUUAAAUUCCGUUGAAAGUUUCAGAAACUCAUGGAUACGCCGACUAAUGCAUUAACGUUUUAUAAAUAUUUGAGAGGGAACAAAAUAAUUUUUUAAGGUUAGUACGGUCAGUGAAAAGAUGGGAAGGGAUAGAAUGAAAGAGAAAUGGUUUGUUUUUCAAGUUGCCUUGAAAUUCCAUAGCGUGAAAGUGACAAUUCAGCGUUUUGUCUUUCCGGUGAAGUUGAAAGACGUUUUACAUCUUCACUAAAAUUUGCGCGUCUGUUUGAGAUCCAUUUCUUUCAACUGCUAGCUGUGAUAUUCAGAAACAUGAAGG